Messenger RNA from Ricinus communis (castor bean), 1353 nucleotides. Its product is annotated as syntaxin-22. The record is from RefSeq and is a predicted model, not a curated record. NCBI's taxonomy places the organism in Eukaryota, Viridiplantae, Streptophyta, Magnoliopsida, Malpighiales, Euphorbiaceae. Gene Ontology annotation, molecular function: SNARE binding; SNAP receptor activity. Bases 239 to 1054 code for a protein of 271 amino acids. Gene Ontology annotation, cellular component: endomembrane system; membrane; SNARE complex. The transcript has 7 exons. Gene Ontology annotation, biological process: vesicle fusion; vesicle-mediated transport; intracellular protein transport.
UUUCCUUGUUUGUUUUUCUCUCUCUAUCUCUAAACAUUUUCUUUUUCCUUUUUUUUUCUUCUUUUUUAACCUAAUAUUAAAAUCCCUUGCUUUUCUUGAUCCCCGUUCUCAAAACGCCCUGCUUUCCAUUCCUUUCUCCCGUCGAUUUUCUCGAGAAAGUGUUUGGGAGGAGGGGGAAUUGGGAUUGAUAUUAUAAAAUAAUAAUCAUUCCAUAUUAUAAAUAAUUAAAUAAAUAGAAAUGAGUUUUCAAGAUCUGGAGGCCGGACGUCCGUUUGCGGGUUCGAAGAUCAACGGCAAGAAAGACGCCACGCAAGGUGUAGUAUCUGGAAUCUUCCAGAUAACAACUUCCGUUUCCACGUUUCAACGUCUCGUUAAUACCCUUGGUACUCCUAAGGACACCCCUGAGCUCCGUGAGAAGCUGCACAAGACAAGGCUGCAUAUUGGGCAGUUGGUGAAGGAUACUUCAGCAAAACUUAAACAAGCAAGUGAAACAGAUCAUCAUGCAGGAGUUAGUCAAAGCAAAAAGAUUGCUGAUGCUAAACUUGCAAAAGAUUUUCAAGCGGUUUUGAAAGAAUUUCAAAAGGCGCAACGGCUUGCAGCUGAGAGAGAAACAGCAUAUACCCCUUUUGUUCCCCAGGCAGUCCUUCCCUCGAGCUAUACAGCCAGUGAGAUAGACAUAAAUUCUGAUAAGAGUCCAGAGCAGCGUGCUCUUCUUGUGGAAUCAAGAAGACAGGAGGUCUUAUUAUUGGAUAAUGAGAUUGCUUUUAAUGAGGCAAUCAUUGAUGAACGAGAGCAGGGAAUACAAGAAAUUCACCAGCAAAUCGGUGAGGUGAAUGAGAUUUUCAAAGAUCUUGCUGUCCUCGUUCAUGAGCAAGGAGCAAUGAUUGAUGAUAUUGGCUCCCAUAUUGAAAAUGCCCAAGCUGCAACUGCACAGGGCAAAACACACCUUGUGAAAGCAGCAAAGACCCAAAGAUCUAAUUCGUCUCUGUCCUGCUUGUUGUUGGUGAUUUUCGGAAUUGUGCUUCUCAUUGUUAUUGUAGUACUUGCAGCAUAAGUUCAAGGUUAUCUUGAUUCAAUUAUUAACCAUUUCCAAGAGCUAGUGGGGGAACAAGAUAGGGAUCUAUUUACUAGUUAAUUUAGUUAAUGGUCUUCCAAGAGGAUAUGUGACUUGCUGGUGUGUCUCACUGCUGAUCAGAGGGUGGUAUAUGUAUAUUGUUUGGUAUUUGAAUAGGAUGACGUUCAGUUAUUAUAUUUUGCUGGUAUGUAUUUCGCUGUCUGGGUUUUUGAGGGUGUUGUGUAAUUGUUCUUUUUCUGUUUCUUAUAGUAAUAAGUUAUUAAUUCCUUGGUUUGUCA